This is a messenger RNA of Juglans regia (Persian walnut), 946 nucleotides long. Its product is annotated as organ-specific protein P4-like. The coding region runs from base 81 to 593 and encodes 170 amino acids. The record is from RefSeq and is a predicted model, not a curated record. Lineage: Eukaryota; Viridiplantae; Streptophyta; Magnoliopsida; Fagales; Juglandaceae. The transcript is spliced from 2 exons.
AUAUAUGCAGAUAACAAAACAAUAUCAUUAACAAGAGCUUUGUACGUACGAGCUGCGCUACAUUUAUAGAUCCAACAGACAUGAUGAAUUCUCGUAUUGCAUGGCUCGUGAUGGCCUUGAUCUUCUCAGUUCUCUUGAUUGCUGCAGAUCAUAGCAUAGAAGCAAGAAAGGAUCUUGGAGAAUAUUGGAUUAGUGUUAUGAAAGAAGAGCCCAAGCCGGAAGCACUUCAAGUCCUUGUUCCUCUGGAUUCCUCACCAUCUCAACUCAACAAGAAUGCCGAUGACUGUCACACGCCUGAGCUGGGAGCAGAGAUCAACAAAUUAGACCAGCUUGUCGAGGAUUUCAAGCAUAAAGCUGAUCAUGAUCAUCACAAGCAGCGUUUUGUCAAGGAUUUCGAGCCUAGACCAAAUGUCUCAGCAUACGAUGGCGAUAAUGAUGUUGGUCAUGAAUCAGAGAAGAAGUUUAUCAAGGACUUCGAACCCAGACCUAAUGUCUCAGCUUACACUGAUGAUCAUGUCCACAGUUCUAAAGAAAGAGCAUUUGCAGAAGAAUUUGAUCAGCAAACACCAGAUGUUAGUAUUUAUCACGAGUGAGAAUUAAUUAAUUAAGAAGGACAGUGCAAUUUAUUAGGGACUUCGUACGUGUAAGAUAAUAUAUCAGUACGGCAACUUAUAAAUAAGUAAAAAAUAAGAUGCCAAGAAAAAAGAAAAAAGGAAUUAGCUAUGGAAGAAGAUUCCCUAAAUAUUGCACGCAUGGGCUUUUAUUUACGUAAAAUAUAUAUCUUACUUAAGUGUGUAAGUGUGAUGAUGAUCAUCAAAUAAAAUGUAUUAAUGCUUGCUGUGAUUUAUGUUAUCUGCAAUAUGAUAUUAAUUAAGAGUGCGUUAAAUUUUUAAUAAAAUCUUCAACCCUCCAUUUUCAACCCCCUAUGAAGUGGAGUGGUUAGAAG